Messenger RNA from Colletotrichum spaethianum, 336 nucleotides. RefSeq lists its product as uncharacterized. Lineage: Eukaryota; Fungi; Ascomycota; Sordariomycetes; Glomerellales; Glomerellaceae. Bases 1 to 336 code for a protein of 111 amino acids. The record is from RefSeq and is a predicted model, not a curated record. The transcript has a single exon.
AUGGUGUUAGAGCUGGUCACAAAACCACAUUGGUCACUUGUUGGCUGGCUCAACUGCACUCAGCCGCCGGAUGCCCUCGAAUCACUUGUUGGAGGGCCAGCCGCGGAGGAGGAGGCCAUGGCAUGGAUCAUUGUCAAAAGAUACAAGCAGUCUACGGUGCAAGAUCUAGAGCGGGCCCAGUUGCCGACCGGAGGAUACGCUAGACGAGAGGAAGACGACGCCUCGAUGAGGAAGGUCGACGAGAUAGACAGGUAUGGGAUAACGAGCCAAAGAGUGAGACUCGCCGAGCGCGGCAGGAGUGUGUUGGUCAGAAUGGUACUGAUUGUCGAGUGCUGA